AUGCUUUCUUCCACCCUCAACAUCAAUGUGGUGUCUUCCUCCCUCACCAUCAAUGUGGUGUCUUCCACCCUCACUAUCAAUAUGCUUUCUUCUAUCCUCACCAUCAAUGUGGUGUCUUCCUCCCUCACCAUCAAUGUGGUGUCUUCCACCCUCACCAUCAAUAUGCUUUCUUCCACCCUCAACAUCAAUGUGGUGUCUUCCUCCCUCACCAUCAAUGUGGUGUCUUCCACCCUCACCAUCAAUAUGCUUUCUUCCACCCUCAACAUCAAUGUGGUGUCUUCCACCUUCACCAUCAAUGUGGUGUCUUCCACCCUCACCAUCAAUAUGCUUUCUUCCACCCUCAACAUCAAUGUGGUGUCUUCCACCUUCACCAUCAAUGUGGUGUCUUCCACCCUCACCAUCAAUAUGCUUUCUUCCACCCUCAACAUCAAUGUGGUGUCUUCCACCCUCACCAUCAAUAUGCUUUCUUCCACCCUCAACAUCAAUGUGGUGUCUUCCACCUUCACCAUCAAUGUGGUGUCUUCCACCCUCACCAUCAAUAUGCUUUCUUCCACCCUCAACAUCAAUGUGGUGUCUUCCUCCCUCACCAUCAAUGUGGUGUCUUCCACCCUCACCAUCAAUAUGCUUUCUUCCACCCUCAACAUCAAUGUGGUGUCUUCCACCUUCACCAUCAAUGUGGUGUCUUCCACCCUCACUAUCAAUAUGCUUUCUUCCACCCUCAACAUCAAUGUGGUGUCUUCCUCCCUCACCAUCAAUGUGGUGUCUUCCUCCCUCACCAUCAAUGUGGUGUCUUUCACCCUCACUAUCAAUAUGCUUUCUUCUAUCCUCACCAUCAAUAUGAUUUCUCCCACCCUCACCAACAAGGUGGUGUCUUCCACCCUCACCAUCAACCACAAUGACCCCAUACUUUCUUACUUUAACUCAUGCAGGGUAUCCUGA
Haliotis rufescens (red abalone) is the source of this 939-nucleotide messenger RNA. RefSeq names its product topoisomerase I damage affected protein 7-like. The record is from RefSeq and is a predicted model, not a curated record. The coding region runs from base 1 to 939 and encodes 312 amino acids. The transcript has a single exon. Lineage: Eukaryota; Metazoa; Mollusca; Gastropoda; Lepetellida; Haliotidae.